Penicillium diatomitis is the source of this 1443-nucleotide messenger RNA. RefSeq lists its product as uncharacterized. The record is from RefSeq and is a predicted model, not a curated record. The transcript is spliced from 5 exons. Gene Ontology annotation, biological process: resolution of meiotic recombination intermediates; replication fork processing. Lineage: Eukaryota; Fungi; Ascomycota; Eurotiomycetes; Eurotiales; Aspergillaceae. The annotation marks the transcript as partial. Gene Ontology annotation, molecular function: chromatin binding; protein heterodimerization activity. Gene Ontology annotation, cellular component: Fanconi anaemia nuclear complex; FANCM-MHF complex.
GCUGUUGCCCCGCCUCAACUAACAGCGAUGGCAACUCCCAAAGCGCGCGACCGCCGAUCAACGGCCAACCCCAACAUCGGGUCAAACACACCCUCUGGAGAGACCACAUUGACGGGGCUCCAGCGGCUCCCAGGUCACACCCGCUACCCACUCACACCAAGCCGCCUAAUCACGACGUUAACCCCGUCAGCGCAACGAUCGGUAUCCCGCUUCACACCUCGGGCAAAAGCCUCAGCGGCACCUUCAACCCCUUAUGGAUUACGCGCACGACAGCAAAGAGCCGCCAACACACCAGGACGCGACCGCCGUCGAAGUGGCCGCAUUCAACGAGAGACAACCUUUGACAUAUUGCGAAAUCUGGGACGUAAACUAGCGCCGGUUUCCAAACCGAUUGAAUCUUCGCCUCAAGAGGUAUUACAGCCUGUGGAAGAAGAGGUCGAUGAAAUCGAGGAGCUUGAUAAUGAACCGGAAUUGGAGAGGCCGCGCCUCUCGCUUCCUCUCCAAGGGAGUAUGGAAGCCAGCGAGGAAGGGAGUCCAGAUAUUCCUCCGCCACGCUUAUCCAUUGCCUUCGAUGAAGAGGAUCUCACAUAUCAAUCUGUCGAGUUUCCUCGUAGAGAUCUCGCCAUUCGUGAUAAACAGCGACUAUCAAUGAUAGAUCGCGGCGCCCGAAUGAGCGAAGAGUUUGGGGACACUCGGCUAGAGAGUGACGAGGGGAUUAUAGAAGAUACAGGAAUCGUGGGCGAAGACGGUUUCGCCGAUGAUACGAUGAUGAGUGGAGGGGACUUUGACCGAGGUGGAGAGACUGAAGAUUUGGGCCGGUUUCACAUCGAGAUGAAUUUUCCAUCGCCAAACGCUAUCCCACUCGACGACGAGCCGCUGGACGAUGAUAUUGGCGACAUGGAUGGCUUUCGCUUGUCCCCAGGUGACAUCCAGCCGGCUCCUGGUACACCCUCCGACGACGGUGCUGGAGACGAUGAUGAUGCUGAUGCUGGUUUUGAAUUCGGUCUCAAUUUCGCACCCGCAGCAUCUCCCAGCAUAAGCCCAGGUCUGGUAGGUGGAGGUCUGCGAGACGAAGGACUUCCAACAACCGGGAAGCAGAAAAGGCUUUCACGGCAUGGAAUCCCAGUCCCGAACCUGCCGGCCGGAGUGGUAAAAAAAUUGGCAAGCCAAUUCGCCCGCAAUGGAUCCAAUUCAAACACCAAGAUCAGUAAGGCCACAUUGGCUGCUAUCGAGCAAGCAUCAUCUUGGUACUUUGAACAAGUGAGCCAGGACUUGGCAGCGUACUCAAAGCAUGCUGGACGCAAGACUAUCGACGAGAGUGAUGUGGUCACACUUUUGAAAAGACAACGCCAUAUCAACAGUUCCACCACGGUAUUUUCCUUGGCUCAAAAGCACCUGCCUAAAGAGCUUCAACAAGGCAUGAGACUGGCGAUGCCUCCAUGA